AUGCGCCAGCCGCCCUUUGGCUUCUUGACACAGAACGUCGGAGCACUGUGCGGGGAUUUCGAUUCCCGCACUUGUCCAGCUUUGCGACGACUCUCAGAGAUCCGCCAGCUUCGGGGACGAAUGUCUUCGUCGCACAGGGACUGGAACGCUCAGCUGCCAAAGUCCACCAGACACAACUGGAAGAAGCUGUCUCGGCGGUUCAAGGUCAUGUACUGCCGUACGACUGGUUCCAACUCUGAGCGCUAUUACACCAUGAAAGUGCGUUCAGGCGAGACUCCACGCAAGUUCUUCUACCGGCUGAACGCAGCUGCGGUCAAGGCCGGGAUUGAGUUCCAGAAGUCAUCCAAGCAUCGGGAGCGACACCUUCGUCGCUUCAUCAAGAAGCUGAAGGAUACCCAGCUGAAGACCGCGCUGCAGGGACAGAAGUUCAAGAGUAUCAGCGAGGUUGAGCAUGCGUUGAGACGCCACGAGGACAUCUGGCGUGAGGAAGUCUAUGACACUCACCCGCCACGACGUGACUUCCGCGCUGACAACGACCCGCAAGGCCGUUUCAAAGCUCGAAGGCCUGGACGCGCUUUUGUCGUUCAAGGUUCAGAACCUGAUUCAGACUCCGAGCCUGAACGGCGUGUCCGGUUUGAAGAGCUAGAUGAUGAAGUCAAGCCGGCCACUCAGGUGGCGCUCGCCAAGGGACUGAACCUUGUGCCAGCUGAAACGCAUCCCGUGUUCACGGUGGAGAAUGUCACGAAGGAGAUUUAUCGUGUUUUGGAUGCUGAAGGAUGGCGUCCUCCACCUCAGUUUGGAAAUGCGGAUCUGCGUUCAGGCAACCCAGAUCUGCGUUCAAGACCGAUGUCACCGCGUUCAAGCAAUUCGCCGUGGCAGAUGACUUGUGAGAACUGUGGAGGGUUUGGACACUCGAAGGAGAGCUGUUGGGCGGACCUGAUCUGUGAUCGCUGUCACCAACAAGGUCACCCGACUGAUGCUUGCCGCACCAACCCAUGUCCUGGCUGCAACCAGUUCCAUCGUGGAUUCUCGUGUGAAGAUUGGAGAGCUAUCCAAGCAGUGAAGAAGAUGCACCGCCAAGGUGCACUCUACGACCAAACUCUGGACGCACUCCAGACUGGUGAGGCCGACUCUGGGAAGAAGCCGUUAAACCACUAA
Molecule: messenger RNA, 1158 nt
Organism: Phytophthora sojae
Lineage: Eukaryota; Oomycota; Peronosporomycetes; Peronosporales; Peronosporaceae
Exons: 2
Coding region: 1-1158 (385 amino acids)
Molecular function (GO): nucleic acid binding; zinc ion binding
Source: RefSeq, a predicted model, not a curated record